Eufriesea mexicana is the source of this 1458-nucleotide messenger RNA. RefSeq names its product programmed cell death 2 like trus (gene trus). NCBI's taxonomy places the organism in Eukaryota, Metazoa, Arthropoda, Insecta, Hymenoptera, Apidae. Gene Ontology annotation, biological process: apoptotic process. Gene Ontology annotation, cellular component: cytoplasm. The coding region runs from base 117 to 1379 and encodes 420 amino acids. The record is from RefSeq and is a predicted model, not a curated record. The transcript has 4 exons.
UGAUACUGAUUCAUGUCAGCUGUCCUCGUUGAAUACAACCGUAAAUUGAGAAUUAAAAUAUUCUCUAUCCUAUCACGAAGUCUUCCAAUGAAGAAAUAUAAUUUUAAUCAAACUUAAUGGCUUGUGACAACAGGACGAAAGUAUACUUGGGAUAUGAAGAUGAUUAUGUCACUGAUAAACAUCGACCAAAUAUUAAUUUUAUGACAAAUAAGAUCGGUGGAUUUCCAAACUGUUAUGAAAAAAAUAUACUAUCAUUACCACAAUGUAGAUUAUGCAGAUUGUACCAACUCCUAGCUCUCCAGCUAUAUGUUCCAUUAGAUAACUCUAAGUAUCAUCGAACACUUUAUAUUUUCACAUGUAUAAAUCCAAACUGUUGGAAUCAAAAUGAAAGUUGGACUUGUUUGAGAGUUCAAGUACCAGAAGAUGAAUGUAAAUCAAAUGCUUUAGAUAGUAGCAGCAUAAAUAUACCAUCUACAACAUCAUGGUUGUCAGAUGCAGAUGAUUGGGGUGAUAACAUAAAUGACAAUUCUGAACAAAAUGGAAACAAUGUAUUGCCAAAUAAUGUAACAGAUCUUCAUUUUUCAUUGCAAAAAGAUACAGAUAAAAAUAUAAGAGAAGAAUUUUCUGCAUUACAUGUUGAUGAUCCUAAUGCAAAUAGUCCAGCAAGUAUAGAAUCUCCAGUUGGAAUAGGUGCUGUAGGUAGAUUAGAUUCUCCUCAAGCAUCUGCUGAAAUUGAUGGAGAAGAAAGCGAAGUUGUUUGUAUUGAUACUCCAAUCCAGCCUCAAUGUGAUUUAAUUAGUUUAUUACGAGAAGUAACUCCAUUUCCUAUACAACUAGAAUCAAAUACAGAUACAAAAUUAUCAUUUGUUGAAAUAUUUCUUUCCGUCGAAGAAGAAGAUUGCAGUCUAGAUGUGCCACAACAUGUUCGUGAUUUACUCCUUGAAUAUCAAUACAGCAAUCCAGAUUUAUCAUCAAAAUCUGGAGCAGACAUAGAUGAAGGAAAAACUAUAGAAACAGACUCAGAGAAAUAUGAAAAAGGCAUUCCAAUACAUGGGGAUGAAAUGUUUCAUAAUUUCAUCUCUCAAAUACAGAAAAAUCCUGGUCAACUUUUACGGUAUUCUCGAGAUAAUUCUGCACCAUUGUUAUUAUAUCCUAUCAGUGGAUGCGUCGGAAAAUGUCGACAUUGCGGUGGUGAUAUGACAUUUGAAGUUCAGAUUUUGCCUACAUUGAUUUCCAAAUUAACACUGCAACUCCGAGUUGAAAAAAGUUUCCAAAUUGAAUUUGGAACUAUUUUAAUAUAUACUUGCGUAAGAAGUUGUUGGUCUCCAAUGGAUUUAUACAGGGAAGAACAUGUUAUUGUUCAAGCAGAAAAAUUAUAGUGAUAUUACAAUUAAAAUAAAUUUAAUAGAAUUUUGAACUUCCAAUUUUAGAACUAUAGCUGCAUUUUUUUGUAGGAAA